This is a messenger RNA of Chara braunii, 1409 nucleotides long. NCBI's taxonomy places the organism in Eukaryota, Viridiplantae, Streptophyta, Charophyceae, Charales, Characeae. The record is from the annotation of a GenBank genome assembly.
UAAGUGUGGCUUCCACUACUUUCAGCAUCGGCGGUAGCAGCUGUUGGUAUGGCGUCUAAUCUACCUACCUCUACGAUAGUCCGAACAUGCUUCAAUUGCGGAGAUCCGGGGCACUUUGCUCGACGGUGCCCGCAUCGGCAAGGUCAAGGGAACGCCAUCGUGCCAUCUUCGGCUCCUCUUCUAACUAUGCCCUCUUCGUCCAAUUCUGCUGUUGGAGUAGUGGCGAAUCAGUACAAGGGCAGCGGGUGGUAUGAAGCGAAACAACGUUUGAUCGUGUUAGAGAGUACUGUAGCAGAGAUCAAGUUACGACACGACGCGGAAGUACAGGAGGAGAAGAGUCGGAAAGAAGAAGAAGAUAAGAAGUUGAGAGAAAAGGAGGAUGAGGAGAGACGUGCGAAGGAUAAGAAGGAAAGAGAAGACUUUCAGAAGCAAAUGAUGACUACGAUGAAUCAGAGGCGAGACAAGAUGGACGAGUCAAUCAACAAGAAGAAUGGAGGUCAGAACCGUGAAGUCGAGGCGUUGAAGAACGAAGUGGACAGGUUGAAGAAGAUGCAGAUUCAUGGAGGAAAUUCAUCAACAAUGAAUAAGAACACCACCGAUAGUGACGAAUUUAUCUGCAGACUGCUACGUGACCAAGAUGCCAUAAAGGCCAGAUUAGAUGAGGCGUUGACCGCGCCACGGAGGCUGGAUACUAUGGAGAAGGAGAUGAGCUCUUUGAGGCAGAUGAGGGACGACGCGAUUACUGAAACCGAGCAAUGGAGAAUUGAAGCACUGCGUCCUGGUAAUAAACGCGGGUGUGUCGUCGUUACUCCAGGAACGCAAGGACGCGCUCGACCACGUGCCACUCCUCUUAAGUCUCCCGAAGUUGUUGUUGACUAUGCUGGUCUUGUGCACCGACACUCGUUGGAGGUCAAGACUCUGCAAGAUCUAAGGCUAAAAGAACUUAAUGCGAGAAGGGAGGUAGAGCAGGAGUUGGAGAGAUUGAAGGAGGAAAACGCAAGGUUGGAGGUUGCCCAGCGACCGCGAGGAACUGAUCUGUGCAGGCGAAUGGAGGAGGCUGGUCGGUCAACAGGAAAAGGAAAAACAAAGGCUACCGAUGCGGAAUCAUCUCGUGUUAACGACAAGCAGGCCUUUAUCAAAGCAGAGAAGAAGACUUUGGGCAAUUUGAAGAAGGAUGAUAUUACUGCGAUUUGCGUGAAGGAGGGUGUAAAGUAUACUACCUUGAAGCAGAGUGUUGAAGAAAUUAUUUAUGUUCGUGUAAAGAGGAUGUAUCCAGGCGAUGAUGGAGGAAAGAUACAUGAUGUUCCGGACGAUAGCAACGAGGGCCAAUUGGACGACGGUAAGCUGGCUGAUGAUGUUUCCGCUGACUCUUAGGGUUAUCCCUAAGCGUGUCUGAGCUUUGACACCUA